Nomascus leucogenys (northern white-cheeked gibbon) is the source of this 2003-nucleotide messenger RNA. It is a transcript of the gene KIF19, whose product is annotated as kinesin family member 19. The record is from RefSeq and is a predicted model, not a curated record. Lineage: Eukaryota; Metazoa; Chordata; Mammalia; Primates; Hylobatidae.
AUGGCGUCUGUGGUGGGUAUGGGGAGAGCAAGACAGGUCUUCAACCGGAGCGGGAUGUUCAUGCAGGAGCGGGGGAAGAAAGGCCCCAAGGCAGGCCUCGGUGAGUGCACGAGGGUGACUGCAUCCUCUCCGCUCCAUACGUGUUCCCUGCAGGUGAAGCAGAACCUGAUGAACGUCUCCUACCACAUCGCCCAGGACACCAGCAUCAUCGCUGACCUGCGGGCCAAGAUCCAGCGACUCAAGUGCAAGACUGAUGAGCAGACUGGGCGGGGCCAGGCCCGGGACCAGCAGGAUCGGAGUGACAUCCUCUACAUCCAAGCUGAGGUCCAGCUGCACAGCGGGCAGGGUGAGAAGGCCGGCAUGGGACAGCUUCGGGAGCAGCUCGUCAGCGCCUUCCGGGAGCAGAUGGGUGUGUGGAGGCGCCUGUUGGAGCUGGAGAACUGCGCCAUGGAGGUCCAGAUUAACACCUCCCGACACCUGCUCACCACCACCAGCUGGAAGCAUGAGAAGUCCCGCCGGGCCCUCAGAUGGCGGGAGGAGCAGCGGAAGGAGUGCUACGCUAAGGACAACAGUGAGAAGGACUCAGACACACGCGAUGACCAGCCAGACAUCCUGGAGCCGCCUGAGGUGGCCGUAGCCUGGGAGAGCAUUGCAGCCCUGGUGGGCGACCCGAAGCAGCUGCGCGAGCAGAAGCUGGCGCUGGAGCAGCGCUGCCAGGAGCUGCGCGCGCAGAGCCGGCGCCUGAAGGAGAUGUCGCGGUGCAUCGGCUCUGGGGAGCGGCGCGAGAUGCUGUGCUGCGUGCACGAGCUCGAGGUGGAGAACACCCUGAUGCGGUUUGAGGCCGUGCGCCGCCGGGAGCAGGACCGCAGUCUCUGCCACAAGAUUUUCCAGGGCCAGCAGCAGAUGAUCGACGACUACAACCUGGCCGUCCCGCAGCGCCUGGAAGAGCUCUACGAUGUGUACCUGCGGGAGCUGGAGGAGGGCAGCCUAGAGCAGGCCACCAUCAUGGACCAAGUGGCCUCCAGGGCCCUGCAGGAGAGCUCCUUGCCCGAAAUUAGCCCAGCAGGAACCUCGCUGACCCCAGAUUAUGACCUGGAGAGUGUGAAGACAUUGAGCUCUGAUGCCCAGUGCCUGCAGAACAGCGCCCUCCCUCCCGUCAGCACAGAGAGCUUUCUCCCCUGGGUGAAGGCCAACCACGUGUUCAAGGCUGGUACUGGGGCCUCGCAGGCAAAAAGCUCUUCUGUGCCUACCCUACCUCCCAUCCAGCUUGGCAGCCUGGUGAUGCAGGAGGCCCCGGCUCAGGACAGCCGGGGCAGCUGGAUCAACUCUUCCCCCGACAGCAGUGAGAACCUGUCGGAGAUCCCUUUGUCCCACAAAGAGAGGAAGGAGAUCCUGACUGGCGCCAAGUGCAUCUCAGUGAAGGCCGCCUGGCACCGCUCGUGGGCCCUGGGCACCGAGGGGCGACACCUGCUGGCGCCCGCGACAGAGCGCAGCAGCCUGUCCCUGCAGUCACUGAGUGAGGGCGACGAUGCGCGGCUGCCCAGCCCCACGCUGCAGCCCAGCCCCACGCUGCAGCAUGCUGCCAGUGAGGAUAAGCUGUCCAGCAGCACGGGCGAGGCCCUGUCGCGGGCAGUCGGGCAUCAUGAGGACGGGCAUCUCUGGCUGCGUGGCCAGAAGAAAAGCCUGGGCAAGAAAAGGGAGGAGUCACUGGAGGCAACUCCAAGGAAGGAGAGGUCCCGAUACUUCAAGAUCACCGGGCAAGGGGUGAGGCGAGGCCUCCCAGCCCUGGACAGAAUGCUGUUGCCAAACCCUAAACAGCCCUGAGGCCAGCCUCGGCCUUGGAAACCAGAAAGCAGCAACAGUGAGACGGGGCUCCUGGCACAGGUGUGGGGCACGGGCAUCCUGGAUGGUUGGGGAGGCGCCGACAGGCACUUCACGUAUUACAACUGGGGAUCUUUUUCUCCCCCCCUCUUUUUAACAAUAAAAUCCCAUUUGGGUCUUGA